AUGAAUAAAGAAGGAAAGCGUUUGUCAGCUACCAAUUUUGAAAUUAUUUCUGUCCCAGAAAAAUCCUGCCUUGGUUCAAUAGAGUUAAUGAUAAACGAUGAAUAUGUUGAAAAGGAAUUUAGUUGUUAUAAACGCAGUCCAAACCAAUGUGAUCAACUUGGAUUAGAGGAAUACAACAAACAUAAAAAGGCAUUUAAUGAAUUUUUGGAACUAAGUAUAAAGUGUCCUUGCGAUAUAGAACCUCGUCCAGCAGAAAUAGUAAAAUUUUCUAUAAUUUUAUAAAAUUAGCGAUAGGGUAAUUCAUCAUUAAGCAGAAAUCGGUAAAAUUCAAGUACUACCCCUCCCUUUUUUUAUUAAAAAUUGUCAAACUUAAAUUGCGUUACCAAACUUGAACUAUAGACAUAAGUACCAGAUCUGCUUUUUAAAGGCCUCUUAGCCUCGCAAAUUCCUCUUAGCC
Meloidogyne enterolobii is the source of this 457-nucleotide messenger RNA. The record is from the annotation of a GenBank genome assembly. Lineage: Eukaryota; Metazoa; Nematoda; Chromadorea; Rhabditida; Meloidogynidae.